Molecule: messenger RNA, 207 nt
Organism: Trichomonas vaginalis G3
Lineage: Eukaryota; Parabasalia; Trichomonadida; Trichomonadidae
Product: alpha-actinin
Exons: 1
Coding region: 1-207 (68 amino acids)
Source: RefSeq, a predicted model, not a curated record
AUGCUCGACCACUUCUCCAAGGCAGAAACAACAGAGACAACAAUGGAAGUAUUCAAGGCUAUUGCCCAGAACCAGCCUGUUCUUACAGAUGCUCAACUCGACCAGUACUUCUCCGCCGAAGAUGCCGCAUACCUUCGAUCCCAACUCAAGCAAGGCGAAAACGGCUACGAAUUCGCCGAUUGGGUUAACUCACUUUACAACCAAUAA